Messenger RNA from Ananas comosus (pineapple), 2239 nucleotides. RefSeq names its product ubiquitin-like-specific protease ESD4. Gene Ontology annotation, cellular component: nucleus. Bases 301 to 1863 code for a protein of 520 amino acids. The record is from RefSeq and is a predicted model, not a curated record. Lineage: Eukaryota; Viridiplantae; Streptophyta; Magnoliopsida; Poales; Bromeliaceae. Gene Ontology annotation, molecular function: deSUMOylase activity. The transcript is spliced from 9 exons. Gene Ontology annotation, biological process: protein desumoylation.
GUCCUCCUGUCCUCUCCUCUUUGGAAAUCCCUCCAAUUUUUUUCCCCACGUUUUAUACCCUCCCCGCCACUGACGACCGAAAUUUCCUAGCCCCGCCCUUCUCUCUCUCUCUCUCUCUCUCUCUCUCUCUCUCUCUCUAUCUCUCUCUCCUUCUAGGGUUUCAUCGUCUUCUUCCCCUGCGUUUCUCUUUUCUCCGCCCCGAACCCCCUCCCUCUGCCCUUCUACGGUUUCAUCGCUGCCCCGACCUAUGAAACCCUAGCUUCGUCGGUCGAUUCGAUCCGAUCCGAUCCACUCCUUCCCAUGGGCGCCCUCACGGACAACCGCAAGCGCCGCUUUGGCGACCACAAAAGCCUCCCCUCGGCUUCCUCCCCCGCCUCCCUCGUCCUCCCCCCUCCCAUGGCGAAGAGGAUGAAGACGACGCCGACUCCGCCGCCGCUCGACGACGGCCCACCGCCGCCUUCUCCGGCGAUGCCGCCGCCGAACCUGGAUUCCUCCCGGGCGGCGCCGUCCUCGCUUCGCCGGUUCCCGCCUCCUGCCGCGCCGCUGCCCCGCGCCGUCCACGCUCCGCAGCGGAGUAUCAAGGCCUUCGGCCUCGGAUUGUUGAAUUCUCGUCGAUCUCGGCCCCCUGAACCCUCACUUGCUAAGGAAAGAGAUUCCGACAAGUGGAGCCCUCCGCUGCAGUUCCUCUCGGCGAAGAAAGCCGCCCCCUUUUCGUCAUCUGUGCCCCAGAAAUCCUUCGAAGAGGAGGCGGAGGCGGAAGGUUGGGGGUUGGGAUUGGAGCAGUAUAAGAGGUUGGUGGACAGUGUACAGAAUGGGCAUUCCGUAGCAUCCGAUCUUGUAUCAGUAAAGACCCGAUUCCCGCCUUCGCAAUCCAUAACUGUUUCGGAGCUUACCAACAAAUCGUCGCUUGUAGUUAGGCAGAGAGUGGAAGAUGAGAGAAAGAAGGUUUCUUUGGAGCUUUCACCUGUGCGUGAGUUGAGUUCUGUUAGGAAGGUUCCUUUGUACAAGGAGCUGUAUGAGGAUUCUGUAAGGAAGCAUGAUUCUAGGUUGCGGGAUCUUGAAUUCGAGGUGAAGUUGGCAGAGAAGAAUGUAACUUCGUUCCAGUUGCUCAAGGAGGUUCUGGACUCCAUGCCCACAAAGGAAUUGCGCGAACCCUUUACACCUCUUACCAAUGAAGAAGAGAAUGUUGUAGACAGCGCUUUGGAUGGUGCUAACAGCCGAGAAGAAUUAGUCACACAUGAAAGUUCUAACAUUGUAAUAACUAGAGAGAUUUUACAGUGCUUGAGAUAUGGUGCUUGGUUGAAUGAUGAGGUCAUAAAUUUGUACCUGGAACUAUUGAAGGAGAGAGAAAGAAGCCAACCAAACAAGUUUCUAAAGUGCCAGUUUUUUAAUACUUUCUUCAAUAAAAAGCUGAUUAGUGGGAGCAAUGGCUAUGACUUCAAGGCGGUAAGAAGGUGGACGACACAAAGGAAAUUAGGUUACAGCCUUAUUGAGUGUGACAAAAUAUUUGUUCCCAUUCACAAGGAGAUACAUUGGUGUUUAGCAGUUGUCGAUGUUAAGGAUAAGAAGUUUCAAUAUCUUGAUUCACUUGGUGGCAUUGACAUAAUGGUGCUGAGAGUUUUGGCAAGAUACUUGAUGGAUGAAGUGAAGGACAAGAAUGCAAAACAGAUCGACACAUCUUCACGGAAACAAGAAGUUGUUGAUAACCUUCCUUUACAGAAGAAUGGGUGGGACUGUGGGAUGUUCAUGCUCAAAUAUGCGGACUUCUAUAGUAGAGGCUUGAGCCUCAGUUUUAAGCAGGACGACAUGACAUAUUUCCGAAGGAGAACUGCAAAGGAGAUUCUGCAGUUGAGAGCUGAAUGAAUGAAAUAUGCAGCAUUAUGUUAGUUUUAUCCUCAAGUUUUGACGAGUUAGAAACAAUAGGAGCUGCAAAAGAGCUUGAAGGCGGGAUCUAUUAAUUAUAAGUAGCUGCAGACAAUCUAUAGAUGCCUCGAAUCCUCAGUUGCUUGGUGGGGCAUUUCGAAAUGACUCGGCCUCUUAGGAAUUUGCUAAGUUUAGUGAAUAUUGCUUCCAAAAUGGAUACAAAUGAGGCCAUAUAUAUUGGAGAUAUCAAAUGGCGAGAGAGAUGAAAGGUUUUUGUCCUCUUUCCUGAUGUGGUUGGAUUUUCCUUGCCUGUCAGGUUAUUAUUCAAUUGUUUGCCUCUUUUUGUUUGUUUAUCUUUUUGAGCCUUUCACCUAAU